AUGAAUGGGCGGGUGCUGCACCAGGAGGAAGUGGUACGAGUCCACGUGGCGUCCACGACGACCGCCACGGCCGCCUGCAGCACCUCCAACAACGGCCCGCCGCCGCCGCCGCCGCCGCGCCGCGUCCUGCUGGUCGACCAGCGCGGCGGCCGCAUCGCGGGGCCUCUCCAGCACGAGGCCGGCGGGGAGUUUACCUUCGAGCUGAUCGAGAAUUACCCGUCUCUGGGUCUGUCGGCGGUGCAGGACGGGUCCGGAACCAUCAUUAACUGGCGGGGGGCGCGGGGGGCGGCCGCGCGCCACCACCGGGUCAAGCGGAAGGACAAGGACAAAGACCUGCUGGAUUCCGACAGCAUGAAGUCCCCCAAGAACAAGUCGGUGAUGGACCCCUACCUGCCCGCCUACCAGCAUCUGCUCUGUGACCUUGACCUUGUUGCUUCCUCUCUUCACCUGAAAAACUAUCCUGUGUGUGAGAAUGACCUCUACGAUGUCAACACACUAGGUCAUGUCUCGGUGCCGCCCCCUGACGGCGAUGUGGAGGAGGAGCGUGACCGGACCGAAACUCGCGGGCCGCUGCCGCCGCCGCCGCAGAUCACGGACCACCAGGCCCGGGCCGCCCUGCUGGCCCACGUGGCGGACCGCUGCUGCUGGGGCUCGGGGGCAGCCAAGAAAAUGGCCAUCGCCAAGAUCAACUACGAUUCUGCCUUCCACUACGAGCUGCAGACGUUCACGGAGAAGCGCGAGACCUCGUGGGCCUUCACCCCCUACGGCGGCGGAGACGUGGACGGACCCAGCAACGGCCCCGCGCCUCUGCCGUGGGACGUGGAGGCGCGACCAACGCACAUGUUCCACGACGAAGUGAAAGUAGUCCAGGUGCCCCACACCGCCUCUGUUAAGGAGUGCCACAGGUGCAAGGGCACGGGGUCGCUCCAGUGCUCCGAAUGCCACGGCAAAGGAUGGACCCGCUGCCUGUCCUGCCACGGCGAUGGCUGGUACACGGACUCCUCGGGCUACAAGGAGCGUUGUUUCUACUGCCAGUCCUCGACGCAUGGCCACGGCCGCCAGGACUGCCUCAAGUGCAACGCCAAGGGCCGCGUCGCCUGCCCGCCCUGCGACAGCUACGGCCAGAUCCGCUGUUUCAUCAGACUCACUAUCACCUGGAAAGUGAACACCUCAGAGCAUAUUGUCAGGAAAGGUGGACUGCCCGAGGAACUGGUGAAGGAAGUGUCAGGACAAGUUGCCUUUGAAGAAGAAGGUCCACGCAUUUUCCCCCUGACCCAGUUUCCUGAUAACACAAUCAACCUUGCCUCAGCACAGCUCGUUAAUAGUCACAAGAACAAGUUUGUUGACGAGCGGAUCUAUGGACAGCGUCAUCAAGUCCGCAUUGUUCCAGUGGCCGAAGUCGAGUAUGGUUUCAAAGGGGGUCCAGGCAAAUUUUGGGUGUAUGGCUAUGAGAAUAAGGUACAUUCUCCUGACUACCCACAGACCUGCUGUUGGGGCUGCUGCUGUGUCAUGUAGUCCCUGAGCCUUACAUGGCAUUAUAAAAUAACACGUGGCUAUCCUUUCAACAGUUUUGAAUUAUCAGAAAAGUCUCUCUAGACUGUUCAAUAUAAGGCUAUUUCACACACACACAAAAAAAAUUCUGACUGUCUCUCAAAUGUUCCUGUCUACUGUUUUCCAGGGAGUAAAAGUUUAUGGUAAGUUUUUUGAGGAUUUAUGGAAAACUGUGCAGGGAUUACAUUCCUGGGAACAUUUUUUGUUUUUGUUUUUGUUUUUUUUUCUUUCAUUUAUGGUGCAAUGAUUCAUUUUCAAACAAUAAGCCUUUUUUUAAAUAAGUAAUCCUAUCCAUCACCAAUAUAUCUUGUACAAUUGGUAUUUUGUUCACUGGAUAAUUUUAAUACUUCAAUAUCACUAUUGCAUUCAUUGCUUCUUGUCAGUAAAUUAUUGCAAGUGACAGUGAGGUCUUAUGCCACAAUUGGUAACAUAAUAUAUUAAUGGCAUAGAUGUUAAAGUAAACCAAAAGCAGAGAUUAUGGAAUAGGUUCAUCAACAAUUAAAAGAAGGGUUUAUUCUCCCUUCCCUCUGUGUAUUGUAAUGUAGAGAGCACGAAGGAAAUGCUUUGAAUGCUAGAUUUUGCUUUAUGUGAAAGUUAUUAUCACUUCUUUUUUUUUCAAGCAUUUGGAUAACCAUUUAUUACGGAUGUCUGCAGAUUGCAUUAUCUUCUUAAAUAAAAGAGAGAAAGAUCAUAGACUAUAUAAGUCAUGUUGUCACAGAAAAGUAUCAGUAGACACAAAGGGAAAUAUAUAUUUUGGUGUGAUGAAAACACAACACAGUCCAGACCAAAAGCCAUCCAUAUUAAUAUCAAGAUUCAUGAGAAUUGUCAUUUGCCGAUGAAAAUGUACAUUGUGCAUGAUUGUUAGAAGCUGAGUGACUUUUUGCCAAUACAGUAUAGUAGUUUUCACCAAAUUAUUAACUAUUAUUGCAAUACAGAAAUAGGACUUGGUCUCUAUCAUAUUAGCAUCUCCACAUCAAUGUGUAAGGAAAUUUUGGCACCUCACUUAUUUGACAGAUAUAAGAAAAUAUAUUGUUUUUAUAUGGUCUAGCCAUUGAACUGCCAAGCAUAUUCA
This is a messenger RNA of Penaeus chinensis, 2623 nucleotides long. Its product is annotated as protein SSUH2 homolog. The record is from RefSeq and is a predicted model, not a curated record. The coding region runs from base 1 to 1515 and encodes 504 amino acids. Lineage: Eukaryota; Metazoa; Arthropoda; Malacostraca; Decapoda; Penaeidae. The transcript has 7 exons.